ACUCACACUGCAGCCAUGUACGUGUAUUGAUCACGCCCAGCUGUCCAAGCUGCUAUACUCCGCGUAUCAGCAGGUCCUAUUUCACGGGCGUGUUCUAACCCUCCCAACUGGAUAUAACUUUCAAUGCAUAUAUUCGGAAUUAGAACUCUCUGAAUAUUCAGGCUCGUCUUCAUCGGCUCAGUCCUCCCAGAGCUAAAGCGCCACUUCGGUUCUCUUUGCCCCCGUCAGGUGGAAAGGCCGCUAUUCCUGGGCAGCGAAUAGUGUUGCGAGUCUCGAGAGUCGAGGCCGAGGCUCUAGAAAGAGCGGAUGGCGUAGUAUGUCCUAGAAUUUCUGGUUACAGCCAUAAGACCAGACACUCCGAGCGACGACCGACAAACAAGCUACCGUUUCCUCCAUCCAGUGGGUGAUGGCAUCGCCCGGGGACAUUGUACCAGCACGGCUGGGAUUUUUCGCCAUCUUUAACCCGUCCCUGGGCGAGACUGACGAGACGAUUGACGACCAAAUCGUCUACUAUGCCUCCGUAAACACCCAGAGCCAGCGGCUUCGGCGCCGCCACCGCUCUCGCGGAAAGCCCACCGAGCACAUCCCCCAGGAAGAGCGCAAUGAGCGCCUCCGACAGAUCGGCUUGGCCCAGGGCAUGAUCGAGUUCAGCAGGAGCUUUUCGGGCGGCGUCGCUGUUGACGCCAUUGACACGGAGAAGGCUCGCGUUAUCCUCCACGAGAUCGAGCCAGGCUGGUGGAUACUGGCGUCCAUCGACUUGACGCGUGUCCCUCUUCCUCCGAAGCUGGCGACCGGUCGGACAGGGGGGCCAGCCCAGGAGGUCGUCGAGUAUUCGUCUAGGGAGAUCAAGCCCGCGGCCCUCCUACGGCAGGACCUGCUCCGCGCCCACUCCGUCUUUCUCCUGCACCACGACUCGUCUCUGAGCUCGCUCUUCCGACGCAGUCGGCGGUCCCGGUUCGUUACCAUCCUGAGCAGGUACUGGGACCUGUUCCUCUCCACCUGGAGCGUCAUGCUGCACGGGAAUCCGACGCGCAACGUCUUCAACGGCAUCAACGUGGCCGCUUCGGGGGAGCUGGGAAUCGGCGUCGGCGAAGAGGAGAGGGGAAGCGGGGAGCGCGAAGUCCUCGAAGGUCUUAUCGGUCGCGUCGAAGGCCUCGUCGACCUUGUCGUAUCCAGGUUCGGAUCUCGCGAUUCCGAGAUGGACGAUGAUGCUACUGCGUCGGAUGCAGCUGCAAAGGGGCGGUGGCUUGGAACCGGACAGGAGCCCGGCGCCGAUGACGGAGCCAUCUUUCUCGGAACGGGAGCCCUGUCUCGUGAAUCGCUGAGGCAUGUGACGCAUUGGAUGGAGGAUAUCUAUAUCUGGGGCGAACAUGCAUACGGUGUCAGCGACAGUCCAACCUCGACUCGUCCCUCGCGGAGAGCGAAAAAGUCGAGGUCCCGCCAAGGAGCUCCCCAUCUACCAGAUGACGCCCUAGCCAAGCCUUCUUCCGUCCUGUUGUCGGAUGGGACAGGGGCGUUCACAAACGCAACAUCCAUCCUGACCCCGACGGAGACGGCGACGGCGACCAUAGCUGAGCGAAGGGGCCAGAACAUUGGUUCAAUGGGCGCACCGACGGCUGCCGAGUCCCAUGGUUUACCCGGAAACGAUGCCCUGCGGAAUCAAUCUUCGGAGGCUGCAGAUGGACACCUAGACAAGCUCAUGAACUACAUGAAAUUAGGGUACGGUACGUACUGGGCUGUCGGUAAUAAGUCUGGCGAAUCGUCCGCCCAGGCCCAGAGUGCGAGCCAGACGGGCGCAGCCACGACCAGCCAACGGCCGACUCAGAAAUCGAAGGUGGUCGAAGUGGCCGACGACACGACGGGGUACUACCUCAUUGGCUUAAUUGGGCGCGUAGAAGAAGGUGUAGGUGUCGGUGCAGAUGUGGAAGAGGAUCGUGGAUCGGACGAGUCGGAAGGAAACUCGCGCACCAUGGUUCGCACUCUCCACGUCGAGCUUGAGGAGGAGGCGAUGAAAGUCGCCGAGAGAGACGUCGUGAGGGAGCCCGGCACUUCUACGUCCACGACUACAUCCGUGGCCACGCCCGUGGCUACUACACCCGGCCAGGAAGCGACAACUGUCAGUGGGCAGACGGCGACAUCCGGCUCGGUAUCUGAGAAGCAAGGCCAGAACGAGAGGAGAAAAGUACGUGUGGUGGUCUACGUGAACAGGCCUUUCAUCUUCACGUUCCUCUUCCGGCUACACACCGACUCGCUAGCUUGGGACUCCCUCUACAGGUCCCUGCAUUAUCAGCUGGCGCCUCUCCGCAGGCCGCUCCUGAUGUCGACGCAAUAUCGACCUGAGCGGCCGGACGUGGGACCGGCGGGCGCGAGCAUCCGUGAGAUCGUCUGGGACCCGGUGGCCAUGACGGUGCACAGCACGAUCCCCAACAUCCCUGAUUCGACACAGCCACCGCCGGCGUCAUCGGAAGCGGGCGCGGCCGAGCCGUUGUGGUCGCGGGCCGAGGCGAUGAACACGCACAUGCAGCUUCUCAACAUUUACGGCUCGACGCGGAACGAGGCCACCGAACUGGAGCGCACCUGCAAAACGAACCGCGGCUGGUGGGUCGUCUGGACGCGGAUACUGGCCCGGCCGCCGCUGUCCCCCCGGUCGGCGGCGGGGUCUGAGUCCCAGGGGCAUGCGCUGUCCAGCUCCUCUAGUGACGCGGGGACGUCCACUACGGAGGACGGUGGCAAGGAGGCGUCUUCCCCGGCCUCGUCCGGGCGGAGUGUGAGGAAGGAGAUCUUCCUGAUCCGUAAGGCGAGCGACCACGCCGGGGCUUGGGGCCGGGGAUUCAGCGGGGCGUAUUUGUACAGUGAGACGGGAGGGGGUUGGAGCGACGGCUCAAGCAGGCUCGUCGGUCAGGGGAUCGGGGUCGACACGAGGAGGUAUAUCGAGGGUCUCCUCAGCUUGCACGUAUAGAUAAUACUUCUCCUGGCGAGGGAUUUGCAAGGUGCUGAGGAAAUGACAAGCAAAUAAUGGAGGGGACAGGGAGGGCGUUCAGGUUCGGCCCAAUGCUGUGGAAGCUUGGACGAGGGUGUGCCAUGUUCGUUGGUUCACGACUGUGACGACUAAACGCUCAUAUCGCAACCAUCAUCAAUCACACCGUACGUGUACGUUGUAGACCCCAUGUACAAAUACGUACGAAGUAGACACAUAAUAUAUGGUACGACGGGGCGGCACCUCUGGACGGAUCAAGACGC
Molecule: messenger RNA, 3240 nt
Organism: Sodiomyces alkalinus F11
Lineage: Eukaryota; Fungi; Ascomycota; Sordariomycetes; Glomerellales; Plectosphaerellaceae
Exons: 2
Coding region: 407-2959 (850 amino acids)
Biological process (GO): vesicle-mediated transport
Cellular component (GO): Mon1-Ccz1 complex; intracellular membrane-bounded organelle
Source: RefSeq, a predicted model, not a curated record